UUUCCACCAGGAUUUGAAACUGUGAUUCAUGGCAACUUAUAAAGCUGAGAAAAACUGGACUGAUCUACAGGAAAGUUUGAAUCGUGUCCGACAACAGCUUGGUUUGAUUCCACGGGCAGAAUGGGAUAACCUUGUGUCUAGUAAUCCUCCGCUGCAUGUCCAUUUAACCAGUCAGCGUGACGGACGGAAGGUGCACUCCCCAUCAAACCUGCCCAAGAUCCACACCAAUCUCAGACGGAUUUCCCACCUAAUGGUCCCUCCACUGUUCAAUGGAAAGCCCAAUGACAAAAAAGAAACUCUGAGGAAGCAGGCACUCAGUCAACGACAACCUUCCAGUGUUCCAGAUGCUGCCACAGUUCUUUCCUCUGAUCUCCCAUUGGAGGAACAUCCAACAUCCAGUUUUGUCAGGGAAGGCCAUUCGUUUGCUUGGAACUUUGUCAAUUCAUUCAUUUUGGAGAUGCUUCAAGAUGAGUUGGUGCCUGAUACCUUGAUGGAAGUGCUGUCAGAUGAUGCUAAUAAGUGUGCUCCUGCAUAUUCACCGACUGGGAAGAAUUUCGACAUCAAGGGUAAACUACCGCAGACAUUGAAACCGGCUAUAUUGAAGCAGCUGCCAGCUGUAUCAAUAUUAGACACGCUCCUGGAGGAAGCAGUCGGUGAGAUGACUGUGGGAUUGAUCCGAAGAGUUAUUGAAAAAUUUGUCAAAAACUGCCUGAGCAACACCGCCAUUGAUGAAUCUGUGACAGAGCUAAUAGCGGAGACGAUUGAGCCAAUGGUGCCAUGGCUUGUGAAAGAAGCUGUAAGUGAAACAUUGGAGGGAAUCCUGCAGGAAAAUAUCCUUUCGGAGGUACUGGAUGAGGAAAUGAGGAACAUCGCAGUGUUACUGCUGAGUGAAUAUGACACUGAAACAUGUGAAGAGCAGCAGCAGGCUAUGAGGACAAAUGCUGACAUGAGACUCCUUGCUGUACUCCUCCAGGAGAAUCUGUUGAAGAUUCUUGGGAACCAGGGGAGAAGAUUGCCUGAAAAGAUUGAGCUGGACAGGCUAUUAGACAGUGCUGGAUGUGAUUUUGACAGAGCUAAGUGAACACAUGGACAAAGACUUGGCUGAUCUCUUCUGGUACGAACGGCAAAUGGAGGAGACAGACUUAAUCUCAGACAGUGGUUAUCAUGGAGUCUGAGACGGGGCGAGCUAUCCAAGUGUGUAGGUCUACAGCUGUAAACCAUUACAUUUUUGCAAUUUAUCUUUUGAACUUUCAGUAAACCAGAACUGAAGUCUUAUUUUGUAAAUGUUGAUUUUAAUCCAAAAGUGGUUGUGUUUUAAAGUUAAACUGGUCAAUUAUAGAUGUAUUUUCUAGCCAUAGAUUUUGUUUUACCCUGUAUCCGAGGAUUUCAGACGUAGCUGUGGUUUUGACUGGAUAUUCUUCCCCUCUGUUCCUGAUGUUUACAUCAGGAUUCUUUUGGCAUUGUUUAAAAGGAGGAAUUGACUGUAUUGAACCUGAUGACCCUUAUCCUGCAUGGUGGAGAAUAACUAGCCUUGCAUGGGGUGGUCAGUGAACUAAUGUUUGAUUUUGAUAAGCAGAGUACAUGUGAGAGACAUUAUCAUGGAUUGGUCAACAACUUGGUACAAGUUUUGAUAACUCUGCAAGAGGGAACACUCACAUUUUGAUCAGACCUUCUGUUUUGACAAAUUCAAAUGGAAGUCUUGAACAAUUUGGAUGAAGCCACAAAUUUGGCACACUAUUUCAUUGCUACAGCCAAGUUGAGGGGGGUGGGGGUGUUGACUGCCCAGAGUACCCAGCCGCAUGUGCUGCUUUGUGGAGACUUGAUUGUACGUGCCAACUCCAUGUCUUAUCGUUUUAGAGAUUUGACUUGGACAUAUUAACUUAUAGUUCUUUUUACCGUUUUGGAUCCUGUUUGGACCAGGUUGGGGUUCAUAGAUUCAUACAGUGCAAACAAGACCGUUCAAUCCACCGAGUCUACACUGACAUAAUGACCACUAAAAGUGCGCAAAUCCCAAUUUCCUGCAUUUGUCCCAUACCCUUGAAUGAUAUGAUAUUUCAAGAACUAAGCGAAAUAUUUUUCAGAAGGUUAGAGGGAAUCCAGCCUCUUCUACCUUCCCAGGCAGUGCAUUCCAAAUUCCCACAACCUGCUGAGUGAAAAAGUUGUUGUUUUCUCCUAACACCCUCUGAAUCUCCUGUUCCUUACCCCAGAACUAUGCCCUCUCGUGAUUGACCCCUCAACCAAGGGGAACAGCUGCUCUCUAUUCACCCUGCUCAUACUGCUAAUAAUCUUAUAUCAGUCAUGUCCCCCUCAGUCUUCUCUACUCUAAAGAAAACUAUCCAAGCCUGUCUAGCCUCUCCUUUAUAGCUGAAUUUCUCCAUCACAGGCAACAUCCUGAUGAACCACCUCCGUACCCUCUCCAGUGCCAGCACAUCCUUCCUGUAAUGGGGUUUCCUUGUAAUAUUUGUGCUAUGAAGAAAGUUGCAUUUCUUCCUUUAUAAAAAGUGUUCUGCUUCCUUUAAAUUUUCUUCCUUUUGUAAAUUAGCGUUUAUUAUUUUGUUCUUGUUAUAACAUAAUAUCCAAUAAAAUGGUUGUCUUAACACAUUUGUGGGAAUUGUCACUCAUUCCUGUUACAUUCAGAGUGCAAUUCUUAAUCUGAGGAAGAAUCUGCAACAACUCUGUCCUCGCUGUACGUGGAAUGUUGGGGUGACUCGGCCUGUUUAUCUUGGUCCAUUACGUCUGGCCUGUGAAUAUUGGUCAAAGGGCAGUAUUUACCUUUUAGAGUCAAUAAUGUUACCUCCAGUGAGAUGAAUUAACUGUUCAGAUCUACUCAAACUUAGGGCUCAGCUCCUUCACUGUUGGCGUUUGGUGCACAAAUUUGGGAAAAGUUCAGAAAUGAUAAGAGCCCACUUGACCAUCCGGACUUAAACUGCAUUUACUAGUUUACCAAUUAUUAGUCACAUCCACAAUGUAGGUAGCCUAAAGUUAUCACCGGUGUGUCCAGUCAUGUUAUUGUGGCUAAUCUUUACAGAGAGAAUCGCUAGCCUCAAAAUAGGAGCAGAAACAACUAUUCCUGAGAUAGCUUAUCUCCAGCGUCAAUGAAAUGACACUCACUUGAACUCCCAGGAUUCUAGGGAAAUGUCAGAUAUUUGAUUUUCUUUGGCAUCACACAAUUGCCAUGGAGAACAUAAGUUAUGAAAUCCAGUUCUUUAUUGUUCACCUGUGCCUUGAAGGGCAUCAGAGAUUUGUUGGCCAAUGUUCCUGAAGAACUCGGGCACUUGUUGCCAGGUCC
Molecule: messenger RNA, 3289 nt
Organism: Stegostoma tigrinum
Lineage: Eukaryota; Metazoa; Chordata; Chondrichthyes; Orectolobiformes; Stegostomatidae
Exons: 10
Coding region: 29-1081 (350 amino acids)
Source: RefSeq, a predicted model, not a curated record